Messenger RNA from Aspergillus japonicus CBS 114.51, 921 nucleotides. Its product is annotated as ceramidase. Gene Ontology annotation, cellular component: endoplasmic reticulum membrane. The coding region runs from base 1 to 921 and encodes 306 amino acids. The record is from RefSeq and is a predicted model, not a curated record. Lineage: Eukaryota; Fungi; Ascomycota; Eurotiomycetes; Eurotiales; Aspergillaceae. Gene Ontology annotation, biological process: ceramide biosynthetic process; ceramide catabolic process. The transcript has 6 exons.
AUGAAUUCUCCAACCUCAAUAAACCCCUUCUGGGGCCCGCCAACGUCCCAUGCAAAUUUCUGCGAAGAGGUACAAUACCCACCACCACAAACACCAAUCAAUCCUACCACCUUCACUUACCCUAUCAACCAGGAUUACACCAUCACCCGCUACAUCGCCGAACUCAUCAACACCCUAACCAACAUCACCUACAUCCUCUACGCCCUCCACGGCCUCCGCCAUCUUCCCCACCAUCCUACCCCAUCCUUCUCGCGCCGCAUCCCAUACUACGGCCUCAUCGGCGUCUGCUCCGCGGGGUUCCACAUGAGCCUGAAGUAUCACACGCAGAUGGAGGCGGCUCCCCAUUCCUCCUCGGUUUACAUGGACGACCUGUUCAUGCUCCUGACCACGAGCCCGCUGCUCCACCGCGUGCUGACCGUCAACACCAGCGCACAGACCGCCUCGCGCGUGGCGCUGGCGCUGGGGGCCGCGCUGCUGGGCCUCGCGGCCGUGCAUAUCGCGACGGACGAGCUGGUCCUCCAUUCGGUGAGCUUUGUGGACAGUGUCACGGUUAUUGGGGUGCGGACGAUGCAGCUGAUCCAGCAGCGGACGGUCCGGGGGUCGGUGGCCAGGACGGAGCUGUGGCGGUUAGUGCGGUUUGGGGCUGUGAUAUUCAACGUGGGGUAUGCCGUCUGGCUGGUGGAUGGGUGGGGGUGCCAGGUUUUGCGGAGGUGGCGGGCGGCGGUGGGGGUGCCGUGGGCGUUCGGGCUGGAGUUGCAUGGGUGGUGGCAUAUCUUCACUGGGGUGGGCGCUUACACCUUGAUCGCGGUGAUUGACCAUCUGGUCUCUGGUGCGGAGCACGGGGAUCUACAGAGAUCUGUCGCGUGGCCGUUGAGUUCCAUGGUGGCGAGCAAGACACCAGAAGCAAAGGCAAAGGAAUGA